UUACAAAGAACCCUCCUUUGGGGAGCUGGAAUCCUAUCCUACAGAGAGGCGGGGACCAAAGCCAUUCAGCCAGUCCCCAGAUAAUCCGGAGACCUUGGGAGCAGAACUUAAGAGGGUUCGUGGAGACAGCUAGGGCGAGAAGGACUCUCUCAAAGAGGGAAGAGGCCAGCCAAGAUGAACCGAUGGUCCAGUUACCUAUUAGGGUGGACGACCUUCCUCCUCUAUUCCUAUGAGACACAUGGAGAUAAGAAGGAGACAUGUGUCUUUCCCUUCACCUACAAGGGGUCUGUUUACUUCACUUGCACCAAAAUAGGGAGCUUGUCCCCUUGGUGUGCAACCAGAGCGGUGUACGAUGGCAGAUGGAAGUACUGCAUGACUGAAGAUUACCCGCGAUGCAUCUUCCCCUUCAUCUACCGAGGAACGUCCUAUGGCAGCUGCAUCACAGAGGGCAGCUUGUUUGGAAAGCUCUGGUGCUCAGUCACGUCCAGCUUUGACGAGAAGCAGCAGUGGAAGUUCUGUGAAACGAAUGAGUAUGGGGGCAAUUCUCUCAGCAAGCCCUGCAUCUUCCCCUCCAGCUACAGAAAUAAUGUGGUCUUUGAAUGCAUCGAGGAUGACAACUACAAGCUCUGGUGCCCCACCACGGAGAACAUGGAUAAGGACGGAAAGUGGAGUCUCUGUGCCGACACCAGAAUUUCCUCAUUGGUUCCUGGCUUUCCCUGCCACUUCCCAUUCAAUUACAAAAACAAGAAUUAUUAUAACUGCACUAACAAAGGAUCCAAGGAGAACCUUAAGUGGUGUGCGACUUCUUACAACUAUGACCAGGACCACACCUGGGUGUACUGCUGAUGCCACGGGAGAGGAGAAACAUCUUCAGAGCAAGACUGCAGUACGGAGGCCGGAACAUGCUUCAUUUUUCUCAUCUCGUCUUUCAAGCUUAAACAAUCACCUUUAGAAACACCCUCUCCCCCAUCUCCUUUAAUCACCUGGUCCUUUGUGAAGAGCAUAGGGAACAUGUGGCGUAAGCACCAAUAAAGGAGUCUUAAAUUAA
Lemur catta (Ring-tailed lemur) is the source of this 1048-nucleotide messenger RNA. It is a transcript of the gene ELSPBP1, whose product is annotated as epididymal sperm binding protein 1. The transcript has 7 exons. Bases 175 to 846 code for a protein of 223 amino acids. Gene Ontology annotation, cellular component: cell surface. Lineage: Eukaryota; Metazoa; Chordata; Mammalia; Primates; Lemuridae. The record is from RefSeq and is a predicted model, not a curated record. Gene Ontology annotation, molecular function: heparin binding.